Centrocercus urophasianus (Greater sage-grouse) is the source of this 1390-nucleotide messenger RNA. RefSeq names its product pre-B-cell leukemia transcription factor-interacting protein 1-like. NCBI's taxonomy places the organism in Eukaryota, Metazoa, Chordata, Aves, Galliformes, Phasianidae. The record is from RefSeq and is a predicted model, not a curated record.
CGGGCACCGCCAUCGCCCCGUGCCCGAUCCCGACUCGCUGCCGGGGGGACCCGCAGCCAUGGCGCAGAAAUCGGACUCCCGAGACUCGGAUAACAGCUGGGUGCUGACGGGCACUGAGGGGCUGCCUGUGGAUACGGUGGGGCCGGAGCGGGAUUCAGCCUCCCAAGAUGACGAGAACGAAGAGGAAGGGGAGGAGGAAGGCGACCCGGAUGCCGGCACAGCUGACGGCACUGAGGAUGGAGCCGCCUCCCUGGGUGAAAAACAGCAUCCUGAGGUCGGGGAUGCAGAGGAACGCUCGGAUCCCGAUGCCGGCACAGAACUCCCUCCAUCCGGCCCUACAGAGCUCAGCGCCGCGGGGAGCUGGGAGGAGGAAAAGCACAACGCUGAGCCCGGAGCGCGUGCUGAGGGGCCCCUGCUGGAGGAGGGGAGCUGCACCAGCAGUGACGACGACGUGGAGGGGCUGAGGCGACGGCAGGUCCAUCAGCCCCGUGCUGGGACCCCCCCUCCUGCCCCCAUCCAGCGCCGUGUGCUGCAAGAUGAAGGCAACGAGGAGGGGCUCAGUGCCAACAAACUGCUGCUGGGAGUGCUGGCGUUGGUGGCUGUGGCUCUGCUGAUCGUCACUGGUGGUUUCUACGACACGGCAGACGGUCCUGCCGAUGCGAUGAGCCACGAUGCAACAGACGUGGAGCAGGAAGCUGUGCCCGACAACGGCAGCGACUCCCCACAGAAGCCCCCCCUGGACGGUGGGGACGUGCGCAGCAUGCAGUCCAUGAGUGUGCUGCUGGACCGCCUGGCCAAGGAGAACCAGGACAUCCGCCUGAUGCAGGCUGAGCUGCAGACCCACAAGGAGGAGCUGCAGGCGCUGCUGCAACAAAGCGAAAAUGCAGCAGCAGCAGCUGGGGAGAAGCAGCAGAGUUUGGCCAAGGAGAACGCCGAGCUCCGUGCAGCGCUGCAGCGUGAGGCCGAGGCACUGCGGGCUGCACGCGCUGAGCUGCAACGCCUGCAGGCCGGGGGGGCUCCCAGUGACCCCCAGCCCCACAAGGAGCAGCCUCACGGUCCCAGUUCUGCAGUGCAUGAAGGGGGGGCCCGGCAUGAGGCACGGCACCGAGGGCUGUUGGAGUCGGUGCAGCACGAGCUGGCAGCUGCCCUGCAGCGAGCGCAGGGUGCGGGGGGGCUGGAGGGGCUCAAAGAGGAGCUGAGGGAGCUGGAGGAGCGCCUGAGCCGGGAGCUGGGGGGAUCCGAGGGGGCUGAGGCAUUCCCUGGGCAUUGGAAAAAGGGGUUCAAGGCAGAAAAGAAGGAGAGGGGGUGGCACAAGAGGGACGGCCACCGCGAGCGGGGCAAAGCCCACAGCAAGGAGCACCACGGCAAGGAGCACCACGGCAAGGAGCAC